CCGAUUUCUCCUGCAUCCUCUCAUCCCACUCAUCUGCCACAUACAUCCUCGCCGCGAUGGCUGAUGUACUCAAGUUUUCAGCGACUCUGUCCCCUUUCCCUUACGCAGCGGCAGCGAUCGCGACCUACACCGGCAAGGCCGAACUAACUUUCGAGGAAGGUGCAAGCCUUUCGCUCGACCUCAACGGGUCUACGAUCUCUGCAGAGGACGAGAUCGUGCAGGCCUUGGCCAAGGAGGGAGGGUUGUCUGAUGACAGUGCAAAGACGCAAGCAUACUUCGCUCUGGCGAAGUCCUUGCCCACCGUGACUGCAUUCCCCGCAAUCGUCGCGGCACUCGACUCUCUUGACGACCACCUUGCUUUCCGUACCUUCUUGGUCGGACAUGAUGUCUCCGCGGCAGACUGGAUCGUAUGGGGUGCCUUGAAAGGGAGUGUGAAGAUCGUUGGUCUCCUCAAAAACAACAAGCAUGUCCACCUCCUUCGAUGGUACACUCAACUCGAGUCCCUCGAAUCCACUCAGCUCGUCAUCGCCAGCCUCGCCGAAGCGAAGUCGAGCAAGGCGCGCUCCAACAAGACCGCUGCUUCCUUCGCGCUCGGCCUCGAGGGUGCGGAGAUGGGCCAAGUCGUCACACGUUUCCCGCCCGAGCCGAGUGGCUACCUACACAUUGGGCACGCGAAGGCGGCAAUGCUCAACCAGUAUUUCGCACAGAUGUACAAGGGGAAGUUGCUCAUCCGGUUUGAUGACACGAACCCGACCAAAGAGCGCACGGAAUUUGAGGAGACUAUCCUGGAGGAUCUUGCGCUGUUGGAUGUCAAGGCAGAUGCGGUCUCGCACACGUCUGACUACUUCGACCAGCUGUAUGAGCUUGCGAUCAAAAUCAUCAAGGAGGGCAAGGCAUAUGCAGACGACACCGAGCAAGCGGAGAUGCGCCAGCAGCGCUUCGACGGCAUCGCGUCUAGGCAUCGCGAAGACAGUGUUGAGGACAACCUCGCACACUUUGCCGAGAUGAAGACAGGCUCUGCGGAGGGCGUACGGUGGUGUAUCCGCGCGAAGAUGAGCGUCGACAACCCAAACAAGGCGCUCCGCGACCCUGUCAUCUACCGUUGCAAUCUCCUUCCGCACCACCGCACAGGCGAUAAGUGGAAGAUCUACCCGACAUACGAUUUCGCAUGCCCGAUCGUGGACUCGCUUGAGGGCGUCACGCACGCGCUCCGUACGAACGAGUACCGCGAUCGGAAUCCCCAAUACUUUUGGAUGAUUGAGGCGCUCGGCUUGCGUUCGGUGCACAUCUGGGACUUCAGUCGCCUCAACUUCAUUUACACCCUCCUCUCCAAGCGCAAGCUCCACUGGUUCGUCGACCAGGGCAUUGUUCACGGGUGGGACGACCCGCGGUUCCCGACCGUCCGGGGUAUCCGCCGACGCGGCAUGACCGUGGACGCUCUCCGGCAGUUCAUGCUUGCCCAGGGUCCCUCACAAGCGAUCGUCUCGCUCGAGUGGGACUCGCUCUGGACGCUGAACAAAAAGGUCAUCGACCCCAUUGCACCGCGCUUCUGGGCGAUUGGCAAGAACGGCACGGUGAAGGUCACGAUCAACGGCGGGCCGUCCGAGCCUGAGGUGAAGACGCUGCCCAAGCACAAGAAGAACCCGGAGGUAGGCGAGAAGAAGACAGUGUUCUCGAGUCAUAUCCUCGUUGAGCAGGAGGAUGCGCUGUCGUUCGAUGAUAAUGAGGAGAUCACUCUCAUGGACUGGGGCAACGCCAUCGUCCGCUCCAAAACAACCGAUGCCAAUGGGGUGAUCACCGCGCUCACCAUGGACCUCCACCUCUCCGGCGACUUCCGCAAGACCAAAAAGAAAAUCACCUGGCUCCCGGACCCCUCAGCGCACCCCGCUUACGCACUCGUCGACGCGACGCUGCUCGACUACGACUACCUGAUCACGAAGAAGAAGCUCGAGGACGAGGACGACGUCAAGGACUUCGUCACGCCGCAGAGCGAGUUCCGCGAGGACGCGUGGGCGGACGCGAACGUCACUGACCUGCAGAAGGGGGAUAUCAUCCAGUUCGAGCGGAAGGGGUACUAUAUUUACGACGGUGUGUCGGGGGAGACAGGUCUGAGAGAGUUCAUAUGUAUCCCGGACGGCCGGGCGGCGAGCAUUGCGAGCAAGGCGGCGCCAGUUGCGAAUGCUCCCGGGAAGGCGGCGAAGGAGAAGGAGAUUGCUGAAAAGGGCGGUCGGGGAGCGGGUUCUGAGCAGGCGUUCGAGAUCCCAGUGGACACGAAGAUGUACAAAGUCGAUCCGAUCUAUGGGAAGGGUGACUUGGCGACACCGGCGGAUACGAAGAUGUACAAGGUGAAGAACGUAUAUGAGUCGUAGAUGAAUUGGCGGAGAGAUAGAAGUGUCACAAGUAAUGUACAUUCACCACGCUUGCAUGUCAAUCGUACG
Molecule: messenger RNA, 2438 nt
Organism: Fomitopsis serialis
Lineage: Eukaryota; Fungi; Basidiomycota; Agaricomycetes; Polyporales; Fomitopsidaceae
Product: glutamate-tRNA ligase
Exons: 9
Coding region: 57-2369 (770 amino acids)
Biological process (GO): translation; glutamyl-tRNA aminoacylation
Cellular component (GO): cytosol; methionyl glutamyl tRNA synthetase complex; cytoplasm
Molecular function (GO): ATP binding; glutamate-tRNA ligase activity
Source: RefSeq, a predicted model, not a curated record